Messenger RNA from Thermothielavioides terrestris NRRL 8126, 3486 nucleotides. RefSeq lists its product as uncharacterized. The transcript is spliced from 4 exons. Gene Ontology annotation, molecular function: protein heterodimerization activity; structural molecule activity. The record is from RefSeq and is a predicted model, not a curated record. The coding region runs from base 1 to 3486 and encodes 1161 amino acids. Gene Ontology annotation, cellular component: SLIK (SAGA-like) complex; SAGA complex. NCBI's taxonomy places the organism in Eukaryota, Fungi, Ascomycota, Sordariomycetes, Sordariales, Chaetomiaceae. Gene Ontology annotation, biological process: regulation of transcription by RNA polymerase II.
AUGUCCAUGAGCAACGGCCAUCAAGCCUGGCGCCCGCCGACUGCCGGCCAUGUUGGCAGCAGCGGCCGGGCGCCCCAUGCCGGCGUGGACGAUGGUCCGGCGCGGACACUGACGCCCAGCGACAACCCGCUCGCGCUGAUGCCUGAGGCAUCCGAACCCGUCGACGACGACCAUCGGCGCGCCCUCUUCGCCGAUCUGUUUCGCCGCUCCGAGGCGAGGUUGGCGCUGCUGUUUGGCGACAACGGCGAAUACAACGAGGGUGCCAUCGCCGCUCUGAAGCGAGCGCCGACUCCGCCCGCGCCCCUGAUCCCCCCCGCGACGGACCACACGCCCAUCCAAGAGCCGCCGCGCAAGCGGGCGAAGCGUGUCAUUGACGAAGACGACUACGGCGAUGAUGACGAAGAUGAAGAGGACGAGCGCGAGAGCGCCGGCCGUGGUGCGCAGACGCCGCAGGCCCUGCACUCCAAGCAUGCCAACGACGCCGCCGCCCGGACCCUGCUGUCGCCGUCCAAGUCCGGGAGCUCGCCGGUCCAGUCCAUCCCGUCACCCGGGAAACAGCCCGAUAAGCGGCGAGACGAUGCGCCGCAAGCACAAGCCAAGUCCUCCGAGGAUGCACGCAAAGAAUUGGAAGAGGCGCGCAAUGCGACCGAGGAGGCGGCUAAGCGGAGCUUCCACACGCUCUUCCACACGCUCGAGAACGACCGCAUUGCCAUGCUCGAGCAGCAGCAGCUCGACGAGUCCGAGAAGCAGUUGCAGGCAGAGAUGGACAAGACGAGCCACGGCCACACGAGCCAGCCGGGCCAAAACCACGGCUCGCUGAGCAGCGCAAACCUCGGCGCGUCAAGUCUCACCCUGAAGCACCUCAUCGCAAGGAUAGACAUGAAGCGCGACCAGGUCCGCGCGUCCGACGCCGAGCUCCGCUCGCUGAUGAACGAAGUGCGCAAGAACCGGAGCAAGUGGGCCAGUGAGGAGAACGUCGGCCAGGAGGAGCUCUACGAAGCGCUCGAGAAGGUGCUCAGCGAGCUCAAGGCGCACACCGAAUACUCAACCCCUUUCCUCAACAGAGUCAACAAGAGAGAUGCGCCCGACUACUACAACUUCAUCAAGCAGCCCAUGGAUCUCGGCACAAUGACCAAGAAGCUCAAGAACCUCCAGUACAAGUCCAAGGCGGAAUUUGUCUACGACCUUAACCUCAUCUGGGACAAUUGCCUUAAGUACAACCAGGACAUGGGCCAUCCCCUCCGCCGCAUGGCCAACGGCAUGCGCAAGGAGGCCGAAAAGCUGAUCCCCCUCAUCCCGGACCUCGUCAUCCGGCCGAGAGCCGAAGUCGAAGCCGAAGAGCGCCGGAAACAAAACGGCGGCGAGGAUGAUGCCGGAGAAGACAGCGACGACGAGCCGAUAAUGUCGUCUCGGGGUCGCAAGGCGGGCACUAAAGGGACCAACAAGUCCCGAAAGGCGCCGUCGGAUCAGAACCAAGGGAAAGAAGGCACCCCAAACGUGGAGCAGAAGCCGGUGCUGCAGCUUAACGGACUCCUCGCGAAAUCCCACCGGGAAGGCUCGGAAGUGGACGGCAGCAACGGCUUCGCUACGCCCCCGAUUGGCGGCUCUCUGACCCCGAGCGGCCUGAACGGGCAUUCUGGCGUCAGCAACGCCGAUGCCAUGGACAUCGACGGGCCGUCGCUGAACGGCAUAGCCCUCGGCCAAGCACUUGGCGAAGCGGCAGAACAGAUUUACGAGGAUGAGGCAUACAAGAUAUGGAAGCAGGUCACCAAGAAAGACCGCGCUCUCAUCGCUAAGGAGCGCUAUCAGCUGUUCGCCGGCAACAAGCUCAACAUUGAUGAGCCCGCUCUCUUGAGGAGCAAGGCCGGAAUGCGCCGCUUCCUAAAGUCUCGGAGAGAGGCCGAAGCCCUCGGGCUCGUGCCCCACAGUGCCCAUUUCGACGCUUCGGCGGCCAGCUCCAAAUACGGAGCCAAGGCGCCCGAGACGCUCGCCGAGGGCAUGGAGGACGAAGCCGAGCGGUCGGUCCCUUCGUACUAUGAGCCGCAGACAAUCAUUCCCGACAUCGACCCGAAGCUGCAAUGGAUCGAGGACGGCGAGGGCCAGGUCAUCAACCAGCACGAAGACAUGCUCCGGGUCGUUCCCCCGGGGCACUUUGUCUCGCCGCAGAGUCGACUGACGCAAAAGAUCGACGCGAACAUAAAGCAAUUGCAAGAAACGCGCAAGCUGUGCUCCAAGAUCGGCGUCAUCAAACAGAUGCAAAUUCAAACUCACCAGGUAUACACGAAUCAGUUUCCCAAAUACAAUCCCGAACCCUUCGUAGAAGCCGACAUCGAGCCUCAUUUCCUCGCCGGGGAAGGCCCCGUCAUGGCGGGCGAAACGUGCAGGUCCGCGUUGCAGCGCUCGGUGGCGAAGCUCUUUUACCACGCCGGCUUUGAGGAGCUGCAGCCCUCGGCGCUCGACACCAUCACGGACAUUGCGGGCGACUACUUCCAGAAGCUGGUCCGCACGUUCAACGUCUACCGCGAAGCCGAGAAGAAGCCGGCCACCGGGGUGUGGGCCGAGAGAGGCGCCCGCUUCCAACCGCGCUUCACGCCCGAGGAGGUGAUCCUACACACGCUCAACGAGAACGGCCACGACGUCGACUCGCUGGAGAGCUACGCGCGCGACGAGGUCGAGCGGCUCGGUACGAAGCUCGCCCAGAUCCACGAGCGCAUGAAGGCGCACCUCACGGACCUGCUGCGGCCGGCGCUCACGGACGGCACCGCCGACGGCUCGGGCGCCUUCAACGACGGCAGCGAGCAGUUCAUCGGCGGCGACUUCGCCGAGGAGCUCGGCGAGGAUUUCUUCGGCUUCAAGGCGCUCGGACUCGACAAGGACCUCGGGCUCGAGAUGCUCUCGGUGCCGCUGCACCUGCUGCAGUCGCGGGUGCGCAGCCAGUACCAGAUGCAGACGCAGACGGCCGGCACCGCCGCGGCCGACCUGUUCGAGCCGCUGCCGCCGCCGGAGCCCGUCACGCGCGAGACCAUCCAGGCCCAAAUCGGCCUCGUCAAGAACUUCUUCCUCGCCAAGCUGCACGCCAACGGCGACCAGCCGCUCGUCGAGGACGAGGACCUGCCCGUUAAGCAGCGGCGCGCCCGUCCGCGUCUCGGCGCCACCGGCAAGAUCGUCUCGCCCCAGAAGCGCAGCCCUAGGGAGCAGAUCGCCCUGGCCAAGAAGAAGAAGAAGCUCGAGAGCGGCCUCGCCCAGGUCACCGACGGCGCCGGUUCCGGCCCUGCCGCUGGUGCUGCUGCUGCUGUCGGCGGUGGUACGGCCGCCGGCAAGGGCGGUGGCGGCGGCGGCGGCAGUGCCCAGAAUCCGGCCGUGCUUGCGCCUGCUCCCGCGCCUGUGCCGGAGCUGGGGACGGCGGACUCGGCGAGCCAGGCGACGACGGACAAGGAGGAGGCGGCCACGGGCAUGAUGAGUCCCGAGAGCUUGGAGCAGCGGUGA